UGAUUAACAGGUACCCAGCAUCACUGGCAUCUGUCGUGGCUGUAAGUGAAAGAUUAAGAUGUCUGUACUCCACAGUGGUGAGUUGUAAAGCUUUUGGAGGCCAGGCAUCCUCUCUGUAACCAGCUUGAGUCUGUUAACUAGAAAGGAUUUUCUGUGAGAGGAACUCAGUGGUACAGGGAUGGGACUGGAAUGGCUCAAGUCUGGUUUCACCAGAUGUUGAGGGCAGAGCAGGACACCAGCCCCUUAACCCAUAGUCUGCUUCUUUGCUUGCCUCUUGGCACUUCUGGUUCUGGCAUGACUUUGUUUCUGAUGCUUGUUUCUCCUUCCAGCCGCCUCUCUGGAGCGCAGACUCCUUCAGCUGGGGCGCUUGGCAUCGCACUUGAGGAUGUUCUGCUGGUAAAACCUGGGCCCAGUGACGCCAAAGUGGUGGCCAGGCAGUGCCAACCUCUCUGUGAGCUAUGCUGAAAGUCCUUGUUGCACCUUCUCAGACAGGGACUUCUUCAGGGGUGGAUGCAGCCACUCUUUGUUUCUGUUCUCAACCACCUUUGACUCUGUUUUCACAGUGCAAUCCAGCACGUAGGGUAGGAACGCUAUCCAGGUCUGAUUUAUUUGGAGGGACAGAGGUGCUCACACCUGGGAAGGCAUCAGGAUUGUCUGGGUCACAGGGCACAGCCUGCUGGAGGCACUGGAAGCGGACUGGUUCCUGGUCAUGCCCGGUGGAAGGAGGGGACCCAGCCGGCAGCAGCUAAGCCGUUCAGCUUUGCCUUCUCUCCAGACUCUGGUUGGUGGGAGCUGCGGAAACGGUACUGGUUUGAGAAACAGGAAUGGUAGUGCCAUCAGCCUCUCCGCACCUCCGAUCACAGCGCUGAUUACUCCAGAGCCUGUGCGUCACUGCCGGAUCCCUGAACUACCUUUAGACGGGAGCCUGCUCUUUGAAUUCCUGUUCUUCAUCUACCUGCUGGUAGCCCUCUUCAUUCAGUACAUCAACAUCUACAAGACUGUCUGGUGGUACCCGUACAAUCACCCUGCUUCCUGCACGUCACUGAAUUUCCACCUCAUUGACUACCACCUGGCGGCGUUCAUCACAGUGAUGCUGGCACGGAGGCUGGUGUGGGCCCUCAUCUCUGAGGCUUCUCAGGUGGGCGCAACGUCAGUGAUUCACUACAUGGUGCGCUUGGUGCUGCUCACCCUCUGUGGAUGGGUGCUCUGCUGGACUCUGGUCAACCUCUUCCGCAGCCAUUCUGUUCUCAAUCUUCUCUUCCUGGGCUACCCGUUUGGUGUCUACGUUCCUCUGUGCUGCUUCCACCAGGACAGCAGAGCACAGCCCCUACCUGCGGACUGUGGUUACUUGGUACAGGAUCAGAUGGUGGAUGAUGGGGCUUCAGCUGUCAGCAGCCUGGUCAAACCCAAAGAUUUCCUCUCACUUCUGUGGGAAUCCUUGAGAGAACAGUUCAAUAAUCCUACAUCUAUCCCUACCCACAGCUGCCCCCUUUCCCCAGAUCUCAUCCGCAACGAGGUGGAGUGCCUAAAAGCAGACUUCAACCGCAGGAUCAAGGAAGUUCUCUUCAACUCUCUCUUCAGUGCCUACUAUGUGGCCUUCCUGCCACUGUGUUUUGUAAAGAGCACCCAGUACUACGACAUGCGAUGGUCUUGUGAGCACCUCAUCAUGGUGUGGAUCAAUGCCUUUGUCAUGCUCACCACUCAGCUGCUGCCUCCCAAGUAUUGCGACCUGCUCCACAGAUCAGCUGCCCACCUCGGCAAGUGGCAGAAACUAGAACAUGGUUCCUACAGCAACGCUCCACAGCAUAUCUGGUCAGAAAACACAAUAUGGCCACAAGGAGUACUGGUGCGACGUAGCCGAUGCCUGUAUAAAGCGGUUGGGCCUUACAAUGUAGCAGUGCCUUCAGACGUGUCCCAUGCCCGCUUUUAUUUCCUUUUUCACCGUCCAUUACGGCUGCUCAACCUGCUGAUUCUCAUCGAAGGCAGCGUGGUCUGCUACCAGCUCUACUCCCUGCUGCGCUCAGAGAAGUGGAACCAUACGCUCUCCAUGGCCCUCAUCCUUUUCUGCAAUUACUAUGUCUUAUUUAAGCUCCUCCGGGACCGGAUAGUAUUAGGCAGGGCAUAUUCCUAUCCACUCAACAACUAUGGACUGAAGGCACACUAGGCCUGCCAAACGUGUACCCCUUCCCCUUCCUGUGCCACUGGGCAGGGAGGGAACCUCAGAAAAAAAUAUUUUCGUACAGUUCUAUUUUUUUCUUGCGGCGUUUAUAAAUAUUUAAAAUAUUUUAUAUUUUGUAUACUGUUGUUUUUGUGGGGUGGGAAGGGAACUGGUGGCAAUUAAAUGUCGCUUUAUAAACAAGGUGUUAUUUUAUAUAUAUAAAAAAAUCAGUGUGUAUAUACCGUAUAUCUAUACCCAUACAUAUAUCUAUGUGAAGCAACAGGAUUGUUUGUGUGUGUGGUCACUGUGUCUGCUUUGCUCACACAAUUGCCUUGCUAUUGCACGCUGUGGGGGUGGAACUGCUGUUAAUUAGGAACUGGUCUUCUCUAAAGCUUCAGUAAGCGAAUAGCUAUGGGAAAAAGGAAACAGGGAGGCCUCUCACCAGUACGAGCAGUUUACCUAGCAACCUCACUGCCAGGGAAGCCUUGCACUAGUUAAACCAAUUAGAGAAAGGGAAGAGGCAAUGUGCUGAAAAACAGACUAAAUUACUGUCAGUCAGCUCCAGCUUUCAGUGCCCUUUUCUUCCCAGAGCUAGCAGAAUACAUGUUUUUCGUUGUUUGUAUUUUUAAAUAAGCCCUUUGCUUUAGCUUCUAUCCCUCUACCUAGCAACUUAAGCUUCCUCAUUCCUCCCAGAAAAUGAACUAAAUCUUGGAAUUUUAAGGUAGUAUAUCAUUUAGAAAGGGAUUUGAAAUAGCUUAAUUUAACAGGAUUGGAACUGAUCAUUUUUUAACACCACCUCCUUGCCCUUGAGUAACUGCACUAAAUUAGGGAAGAUUCAGACAUUUCCUUCAAUGUUCCUAGAAGAAAUUUCUUCUUGUCACACACUAAUCAAAUCCCCUAUCGCCACACAAUGCAUUUCAGCAGUGUUUCACUCUCAGGUAUUUUGAGCAUUU
Molecule: messenger RNA, 3111 nt
Organism: Oxyura jamaicensis (ruddy duck)
Lineage: Eukaryota; Metazoa; Chordata; Aves; Anseriformes; Anatidae
Gene: TMEM39A
Product: transmembrane protein 39A
Exons: 9
Coding region: 710-2164 (484 amino acids)
Biological process (GO): negative regulation of autophagosome assembly; negative regulation of autophagosome maturation
Cellular component (GO): endoplasmic reticulum membrane
Source: RefSeq, a predicted model, not a curated record